CCAGGAAUGAAGGUUUGUUUUAUUUUUUUUUAAAUCAAAUGGAACUCCCUCCUUGUCAAAAGCAUUCGUCAGUUAAACCAAGGUUGUUAUGGACAACUAAUCUAGCCCUGAGGCAUAUUUUAUGUUUGCUUAAUUGGAUGUUGCCCCUCCGGACUUAUUACAGUUAAGCACGAGCUGAAACAAAGAGUAAGUAUACCACACGUUGGUAAUAAGAUGGUUCAAACAUGACCGACAAAUAUUAAAAACCAAAAUAGGACUGGAAGGGCAAUAUUGAAAUGCACAAGUAGCAGGUGCAGCUUGGCCAAAUCGAUUCAAUUCUCCUGCAGUUUGACAAGUUCGUUUUUUUAACUCAUUGUUUGAAUGCUUGGAUCAUUUUAUGUCAAACCCUUGAAAAUUAUCUCAGCAAUGGCCCACCUUUAUCCCAUGGUUGACAGAUAAUUUUACGUCUGGCUGGCGAGAAAAGGGAGCUAAUGUACCUACUCAUCAUGUAUGAUCUCUUAAACGAAUUUCAAUUCCGCAUGGAUUAUGAUCAGAUAUAUAUAUAUUUUUUUUCAUUUCUUGUCUUAAAGUUCCCAACACGGAGAAAAGAAAUAAAUUGUCGCAGCAAAAGGAGUUUUUGGGUAUGGAUUGUUGAGUUUUUUUAAUCAAAUUUCAACCAGUCAAACGUCUACAUGUCUCGAAGCCAAUAUGACCAAAUGCCUUAAUUUCCCAAAUCCCUAUUAACUAUGUGACAAGGCGAGUGACGUAUAAACACAUAUGAACAAUUAAUUAUUUGCCACAUCUUAAGGUCCUUCUAAAAGCUGUGCAAAUUAAGUAUAUUUAAUUUCAUUUUCAGCGGUCGCAGUUCUGUUAAAGAGGCUGGUUUGUGAAGAACUAAAAGAAGACGCAUCAACCUUUGAAAAUGAAAAACUUGGUUUUCAACAACUCAAGUUCUUCUAGCGGAAUAUGCAACCUAACAAACGACACUUCACCAACGAGAUCCACUUCGGGCCCCGUGGCUACCUUUCCCAGACACUCAGCGCAAGAGACGCUUAUUUUCGUAACAAUCUAUUCACUUCUGUCAUUCUUGGUAAUCCUCGGGAACUCUCUUAUUAUAAUCGUUUUCACAAGAAACAGCAAGCUGCGGACAGCGACGAACAUGUUCUUCGUGAGUUUAGCAGUUUCAGAUUUCAUCGUGGGAGCCAUCUCAAUCCCGUGUUGGAUGUAUAUAUUGCUGUAUGAUUUGAACCAUACAUCACAGAGCGCUGUCAACCUUCAGUUCCGCAAAGUGUUCAAGUUCCUCGACGUUUGCAGCGCCCUUACCUCCAUUGCACACCUUACAAUCAUCAGUAUCGAUCGAAACAUUGCUAUUUCGAAACCACUAAGACAUCGCGUUAUGCGUCGCUAUCACUAUUACUGCGCCAUCGCCGCAACAUGGGCGUACGGCCUUGCAGUUGCGGGUAUCUUUGCUAACGAUUUCAAAUUUGCUAUGUGGAGGAAGUACAAGGGGCUGUUUAGUGCUAUCGCGGGAUUUUUCCUGCCGCUUCUGAUAAUAAUCUGCAUGUACGCCAACAUUUACAAGAGCGUGAAACAGUUCAACAUUCGUCGGCGCUCGUACUCCAUUAGUUCACUUCAGAGGAAGGUACAUCAUGAACAGACAACCGCUAAAACCGUGUUGAUAGUCACAGGUCUUUUUUUGUUAUCGUGGCUUCCAUUUUUCACGCUGUCAGUAUUGUUUAUUUUCUGGCCCAGUUAUCUUCCCCACGGCACGAAUCUGAUGCACCUGUUGGAUUUUGUGAAGCUUCUCCAUUACAGUAACAGUGCCAUUAAUCCAUUGGUAUACACCUAUCGCAUAUCAGAAGUCAGGAGCACCUUGAUGCAGCUCAUUGCGCCCUGUCUCGUACAGACGGAUGCGCCUUCAGCGCGUUCUCUGCCUGUUCCACUGGUAGUUCAGAAGUCGCCACCGUUUGGUCCUGAAAAGUUGCGCCAUUCCUUUUCAAAAGCUCGCGUGGGCUCUGUAAACGGUCGAGAUGUGAACUUUUAAUAGUGUAAAUCCACCGUAAUUCUAGAGUUCGAUACGCUUAUAAAAAAUACCUUUAUUUUUCGUGAGGGUUUCUUAAAUUUUGCACAUGCGAUAGACUGAUACUAUCAGAAAAAUUUUACCAGUCUAUAAUAAACACUGAUCUCAACAACCAUAGGGAAGAUCUCCUUCCCCUUCCCCCCCUCCUCCCGACAAUUUAAUCGUUAACAUUAAUUUAAAAGCGUUUUGCAGAUUCUUAACUUUGCAAAAAUAAAAGGCAUUAGCUUUGGUACUAAACUUUAUACAAAAUAUACUCUAUCUCCAAUGUGUGCAUGCGCAGUUUUCAGUUGGGAGUAGACCCACUGCGUAAUACACACGACGUAUAUUCACUGCUUUUUAACCGUCUAAGUCCAAUUUAUAUGGACUCAUACAGAGGUACAAAAGGAGGAUUAGAAUAGAGGGGGCAGAUUUUUGUUAUAGCUUGUUCAUUACUGAUUAAAUUACGUGGCAAAUCUAAGCUAGUGUCAAGCCCACUUGUGCCAGGAUUAUAUAAGAAGUUUAUAAAAAUGGCUCAAGCACGAGCAAAAAUAAACGGACGUUUGUUCUUGGUCGAGCCGCGUCUAAUUUCAAUAAUUA
This is a messenger RNA of Orbicella faveolata, 2635 nucleotides long. RefSeq names its product trace amine-associated receptor 1-like. The record is from RefSeq and is a predicted model, not a curated record. NCBI's taxonomy places the organism in Eukaryota, Metazoa, Cnidaria, Anthozoa, Scleractinia, Merulinidae. Gene Ontology annotation, cellular component: plasma membrane. Gene Ontology annotation, molecular function: G protein-coupled receptor activity. Gene Ontology annotation, biological process: G protein-coupled receptor signaling pathway.